Dicrocoelium dendriticum is the source of this 1871-nucleotide messenger RNA. The record is from the annotation of a GenBank genome assembly. Lineage: Eukaryota; Metazoa; Platyhelminthes; Trematoda; Plagiorchiida; Dicrocoeliidae.
UAUCACUACCAGUGAUCAUCCAGCAUAAAGAUGAGACUUCUAUUAUUGCCCGUCUCGCUGCUUUGCUGGUCGCUGGUCGCGGCCGUGCCUAUUCGAUCAAAAUAUGCUUUGGAAUACGAGCUGAGUCCCUCUCCAAAAUUGGAGAAGCGGUUAGAGACGGAAAAAGAGUCCCUGGUUCACUUAAAAGAAGCCAGUAAAAUCGACACUGAUACCGAGAAGCGUGAACACCAAUUUAUCAAUUACGAUCAUUUUGAUGAGGAUGAUGACUUCUACGGUAAAGACGAGAGUUAUGAGAAUCCGUGGACCAAGCAUGAACAAACCCAUCCGAAGGUAGAAAAGCUUGGCCAAAGUCAGUAUCAGAAAAAGCAAGCUGUCCGCUACGAGAAACGAGUAGACAAGCAAAGGGAGCUUAGUCAGGAAGUGAAGCAUGUGCCCAAGUUCAUCAAAAUGGUAGCCCAUGAAAGAUACGCAGAGGAUGACCAGUACAAAUACAAAUCAACUCCCUUGGAACGCGGUUAUCGCAAUGACAAAUUUGAAGAAAAGAGUGACAAAUACAUGGAUGGGUUCUAUGGAUAUGACGAUCACGGCGAAAGAAAACAGGAUAAAUUCGACCAAUACGGGCUUGAAAUAUAUCAGCCGAAAUAUGGUAAGGUUAAAGAAAACUACGAAGACGAGUAUGGGAAAUACGAGCGCGAGUAUGGCGACAAACACGGUGAUUUCUAUGACAAAUAUGAAUUCGACUACGAUGAUAAGUACGGAAAACUUGACGACGAUUAUGACGAGAAACAGUCCAAACACAUAAAUCCAUAUACUAAAAAGGGUGGCAAGUAUGACAGAGUCUACGACAAAUACGGUGAUGAAUACGACAGUGCGUACGAUGAUGAAUAUGGAAGGAAGCACAGCAGAUCGCUUGGUAAAUACUGGGGUAGUGAAGAUAUAGGUUAUUUUAACCCCCAUAAAGAGUACGAAGAUAAUCACAAGAACAGAUAUAUCCGGUCCUAUGGUAAAUAUGGUGGCAAGUAUGACAAGUUAAAUGACGGAUAUGGAGGUAGAUAUGAGAACAAAUACGAAGAGGGGGAGAAGGAUGGUUAUGAUCAAUCAUAUACCAAGUCGGAUAUUGAGUACGGUAAGCCGUACGCAUAUGACGACAGCAGGUACAGUGAAGAAUUUGGAAAGUAUGCUAACGACAGUGAGGAUACCUACGAGGACGAGGAACAGGAUGACAGCAAAUAUGGCAAGAGUGUUGACAAAUAUGAUGAAAAGUUCGAUAACAACUAUGGCGCAUAUGAAAAUAGUCACUCGGAGAAUUAUGAAGAAGACAAAUCAAUUGGUAAAUACAACUAUUAUGAUAAAUACAGCCAACCGAAGAGAAGAUGGGGCCAUAGUUAUGCCGGGUAUUAGAUGGUUUAUCCGGCUGGCAAGUGACAUUGGCCCUGCUACAUAUUUGAUCUAUUCUACCACUUGUGAUAUCAAAGAAUUUAACCUCCUUAUUAUUUUUCUUCAUCCAGCUGUGGGUGGGAUUUAGCCUUCGCGCUUGCAGUGGACACACUGAUUUGCAAGACUGCUACAAAACGUCCGACCGCAUCGUGGUUCAUGGGCGCUAUCAAAAAGGACCAUUGGUAUAGUUGUUUUUACUGCUGGGGCUAACAGGGAUAACAAACACUAAUUCUGCAACAUAAGGUGCUCUGCAGUAGCUUCGUUCCGCUUUCGCAUCAAUUUGCAGCGACUGAAUAGACCGGCAAACAAUUUCGUUAAUGAAAGCACACCAACUCUAUGCUCAUCCUACGCUUAAUGAGGCCACCUGCACGGCAACUGAUUGUCUUAAUGAUACAACAGGGAAAGCGAAACAUGAACAACGAUUUAUUACGGGG